AUGAAUAAGUAUCUGAACAGGUCUGAAGCAUGGAGAUGCAGAAAGUUCAGUGACGGUUUAAGGUACGAGCUGAAGAAGACUAUUGUUUCUAUGGGGAUUGUGGAGUUCCCAGUUCUAGUUGAAAAAGCAAAAAUAGUUGAGAGAUUUGAAGGAGGAAAUAGAGUGACAAAGGGUACAGAGGGAUCAUCUGGACUUGGGAGGGGGAAACAUCCUCAAAAGAGACCAUCUCAGUUUCAAAUUGGAAAUGCUAAUAAGAAACCAAUGGGGACUACUACUACAGGAGCUGUUCAGAGUAUUAGAUGUUACACAUGUGGAGGCCCACAUAUGAUGAGGGACUGUCCUACAAAGAGCUAUACGUGUUUUAAAUGUGGUAAGGUGGGUCACAUGGCUAAAGAUUGCAAUGUCAGAAAUACUUCUGCUAGAGAGAACCAGAAAAUGGAUCGGCCUACUGCAACAGGUUGUGUUUUUGCUUUGACAGGUGCUGAAGCUGAAACGUCAUCUGAGCUGGUAAAGGGAAAGGGCAAAGCUGAUGGGAUGGAUUGGCUUUCUGCCAAUAGGAUUUUGAUAGAUUGUUCAGAGAAGAGAUUAAUCUUUCCUACUGUUGAACAGGAGAGAUUUAUUUUUAGUGGACAGGUGGAUGGGUUGUUGAAGGGUGGAGCUCUUGGGUUUAUGAUCCUAUCUUUUAUCAGUGUAGAGAAUGAAAAGUUGUUAAAUAGUAUCGAUGUUGUCAGAGAUUUCCCAGAGGUUUUUUCGGAUGAUGUUCCGGGGUUACCACCAAAGCGAGAGUUGGAGUUUAGUAUUGAUCUUAUACCAGGGGUGGGACCAGUGUCUAUUUCUCCUUAUAGAAUGGCACCAGUGGAGUUGUCUGGAUUGAAGAAGCAGGUUGAAAAGCUUUUAGAGAAGCAAAUGAUCAGACCUAGUGUAUCUCCGUGGGGAGCACCAGUGUUAUUGGUAAAAAAGAAGGAUGGUGGUUUGAGGUUAUGUGUGGAUUACAGGCAGUUAAAUAAAUUGACAAUCAAGAAUAAGUAUCUAUUGCCAAGAAUAGAUGAUUUGAUGGAUCUGUUGAGGGGAGCUUCUAUUUUCUCCAAGAUUGAUUUGAGGUCAGGUUAA
Messenger RNA from Cajanus cajan (pigeon pea), 1110 nucleotides. The record is from RefSeq and is a predicted model, not a curated record. Lineage: Eukaryota; Viridiplantae; Streptophyta; Magnoliopsida; Fabales; Fabaceae.